This is a messenger RNA of Debaryomyces hansenii CBS767, 1659 nucleotides long. Its product is annotated as DEHA2B16104p. Gene Ontology annotation, cellular component: membrane. NCBI's taxonomy places the organism in Eukaryota, Fungi, Ascomycota, Pichiomycetes, Serinales, Debaryomycetaceae. The transcript has a single exon. The record is from RefSeq and is a predicted model, not a curated record. Gene Ontology annotation, molecular function: carbohydrate:proton symporter activity. Gene Ontology annotation, biological process: carbohydrate transport; transmembrane transport. The coding region runs from base 1 to 1659 and encodes 552 amino acids.
AUGGAAAAAGAUAAAGCAGAGGUACUUCAUAUUGAAGAAGCUGUAAAUGAUAAUUAUGCAGAUAAAGCUCUUGGUGUUACAAAUGGAGAAAUAAUCGAGGAGGCAAGAGAGGCUACUGAUAAUGAGCAUGCCUUAACUCUAAGAAAAGCUUUUGCAUCAUAUAAACCUGCAAUUCUUUGGUCAAUGGUAUUUUCAGCAACUAUUAUAAUGGAGGGGUACGAUAAUAUUCUUAUGUCUUCCUUUUUCGCAUAUCCUUCCUUCCAAAAGAAAUACGGGGUUGAUAUUGGAAAUGGCGAAUAUGAGCUUCUCACCAAAUGGCAAACGGCUCUUGGAACAGCCCCUAAUGUUGGAACAAUCCUUGGUGUAUUUGCCAAUGGAUAUUUAACUGAAAGAUUUGGUCACAGACAGGUCAUUAUGGUGAGUUUAAUAUUUAUGUCUGCAUUUAUUUUUAUCCCAUUUUUUGCACCUUCAGUCGAAGUAUUACUUGUUGGUCAAAUAUUAUGUGGUCUUCCAUGGGGUGUUUUUGCUACAAUGGGUCCAACAUAUUCAUCUGAGGUUUGUCCUAUGGCAUUAAGAGGUUACCUUACUGCGUAUGUUAAUAUGUGUUGGGCUAUUGGCCAAUUUAUUGCUGCAGGAGUUCUUAAGGCUUUUGUCGCUAAUACUACUGAAUGGUCCUAUAGGAUACCUUUUGCCAUUCAGUGGGCAUGGCCUAUACCUCUAUUUAUAUUAACAUGGGCUGCUCCUGAUUCUCCAUGGUGGCUUAUUAGAAAGGGUAGGGUUGAAGAGGCUGAAAGAUCUGUAAAAAGGCUUUGUUCUAAGUCUAUUCAACAUAGGGCGCACCAGGCGGUUGCACUUAUGAUACAUACCAACGAACUUGAACAACAACAAGAAAAGCUUACAAAAGAAGAAGUUAAAGGGUUAAAAAGUUAUUUAAAAUGUUUUCAAGGUUCAAACCUUCGUAGAACAGAAAUUGCUUGUAUCGCAUUUGCAGGUCAAGUCCUUUCUGGAUCGACCUUCGCUUAUUCUCCAAGUUAUUUUUUUUCACAAGCUGGCCUAAAUAGUGAUGACACUUACAAAUUAAAUCUCGGUGUUACUGGUAUAGCAUUUACUGGAACUUUUUGUUCUUGGUUUUUGAUAAGGCGUUUUGGUCGAAGAACCAUCUACGUCAGUGGAUAUUUCAUGCUAGUUUUAAUGCUAUUUCUUAUUGGGAUUUUAGCGGUACCCGCAGAAAACAAUACAAAUGUCAGGUGGGCCCAAGCAGCAUUGACUAUGAUUUGGGUUGCCACCUAUGCUCUUACGAUUGGACCUUUGGCCUUCACAAUUGUUAGUGAAAUGUCUGCUACAAGGUUGCGUGCACAGUCUAUUGCAUUAGCAAGAAAUGCGUAUAAUUUGGCUUCUUUGAUAUCAAAUGUAGUAGAGCCUUAUCUCAUUACUCCAAGUGGAGCGAACCUUAAAGGUAAAACCGCCUUUGUUUGGUUUGCCACUGCUUUACCUACUCUCAUUUGGAGUUAUUUUAGGCUUCCUGAAACUAAAGAUAGAACGUAUGAAGAAUUAGAUAUUCUUUUUGAAAAAGGUAUUCCUUCCAGAAAGUUCUCAUCUUAUGUAUUCGAUGCUGGUGCCGUUAACAUAAAUAUUGAAAGCAUUGAAAAUAAAGAAUAA